This is a messenger RNA of Strongylus vulgaris, 258 nucleotides long. Lineage: Eukaryota; Metazoa; Nematoda; Chromadorea; Rhabditida; Strongylidae. The record is from the annotation of a GenBank genome assembly.
AUGACACCCUGUAUGAAACUGGAAAACUUGACUGGCGCUGGGCUUACGAAUUAUACUCGUUUCAAAGACGAGAAUGGAUGCGAACAUGGUUUCGCAGGGUGCCUUGAUUACAUCUGGACGGAUUCAGCUUUAGUGCACAGAAUGGCGCCACGCCCAUCUCUAGAACAAAUGGCAAAAUAUGGAGCUUUGCCUUCCAAAAUAGCACCAAGCGAUCAUAUUCCAUUAUUUGUUUUAGAUUUUAUAGACAAAGUAGAGUGA